This is a messenger RNA of Phyllotreta striolata, 781 nucleotides long. Lineage: Eukaryota; Metazoa; Arthropoda; Insecta; Coleoptera; Chrysomelidae. The record is from the annotation of a GenBank genome assembly.
AUGAUACAUAAGGAUGGAAUUAUAAAUUUUCACUGGUACUGUCAAAAACAUUCUAUUUAAAAAAGCGGUUUGGUUUUCCGAGUAUCCACUUCGUUAAAUCAAUCAAAAGCACAUUAAAAAUGGCGUCGUUGUAAAAAAUUGGAGUUUUCGGUCAUAAAUUUAUUAGUUACUUCCUAAAUUACAUUCAUGUUGGCGCAGCUGGUUAAAACCGAAAAUUUUGACAACGUCCAGACGUUUUAACACAACUAUUUUUAGGAAUGGAAUCGUUUUGAAAAUACAUAAGUAUGCAGGACUUUUUGAAGCAAGAAAGAACCGAUAAAAUUUAUAGAAUCAAAUGCGACUUCGAAACGAAAUAUUGGCAAGUCUACGACAAAUAUAGACCUAAUUAUAAAUCCCCUCCGUUGUCGUCGAAAGUAUUUAGCAGGCACGAAGCCGGUGCGUAUGAUGCUGAUCCAGAACUCCUAGAUGGCCUGAAAUUGUCUAAAGCCCCUCCGAAGGUUAAACAGGAAUGGCCUGAAUCAGAAAAUCAGUGGUAUGGUUGGUUUACUGAUCCAUUAACUGAUAGAGAGAGGAAUGAUAAAUUUAUGUACUUUCCUAGAACAUCCACAGAAAUAUCCAGAAUUGGUGUCCGAAUAUUUGCGGACAUAAAGAGAUUGAAAAAAUGGAACUAAUAUAACCUUAGCACAUAUCAUUGAUCGUAUCAUAUCGUUGAAUCUGUAUAAUCGUUUUCGUUAUCUAAAUGUAUUGUAUAUUAUAUUUCAUUUAAUUAAAAGAAAGUGAC